Penicillium subrubescens is the source of this 1997-nucleotide messenger RNA. RefSeq lists its product as uncharacterized. The coding region runs from base 286 to 1893 and encodes 535 amino acids. Lineage: Eukaryota; Fungi; Ascomycota; Eurotiomycetes; Eurotiales; Aspergillaceae. The transcript is spliced from 5 exons. The record is from RefSeq and is a predicted model, not a curated record. Gene Ontology annotation, biological process: transmembrane transport; carbohydrate transport. Gene Ontology annotation, cellular component: membrane. Gene Ontology annotation, molecular function: carbohydrate:proton symporter activity.
UGCAAUCCUAUGUACUGACCUUGCCGACUAAUCGGCUAGCUUAACCGGCCGCUGGAAUGAGAUGGACCGUCCGACCAUGGCAGGCUGGCAGCCAAACAAGCUCCAAUGCCAGCCCCACCCCCGACCUCCCCGCAGUCUCGGUCCUGGGGAAAGCUAGAUGGUUCAAGGGUUUUAAGUUAUCACUGGGUCGCCUCAUAUAAAAUCUCCCAGCUGGCUUCGUUUUCACCGGGCUCAGUACCUGCUCCACGUUCACACAUUGGAUAUCCCUGACUGCCACCCAUCAAAAUGUCCACGGACAUCCAGAAUACCCCCGACUCUGAGUCGGUUCGGGGCGAAAAGCACCAUGUUCUUCAUUCUGAGAAAGUGACCACCUCGGAUCUCAUGGGCGACGCCUUCGACGGUGAAAAUCGCGAGCAUGAGAUGGGCGUAUGGGAGGCGGCCAAAAGCCACCCUUGGGCUUGCUUAUGGGCAUUCGUUAUGUGCUUUACCAUUGUCAUGGAGUCGUUUGAUAUGUUCCUGAAUGGCAACUUUGUCGCGCUUGGCGCAUUUCAACGGAAAUACGGUGUCUUGCUCGAUGCGGCAACCGAUACUUACGCCAUUCCCACUCGAUGGCAAAGUGCUCUCUUCCAGGCAGGUCAAUGCGGAGCCUUUGUCGGUGUUUUGGCCGCUGGACCCAUCACGGACCGUCUCGGCUAUCGCUGGACUACAUUGCUGGCAUUGGUCCUCAUGAAUGCGACAAUCUUCAUCUCCUUCUUUGCCGAUUCACUGGCUGUUCUGACAGUCGGACAAGCAUUAGAAGGCGUCCCAUGGGGGUUCUUCAUUGCCAACAGUCCAGCUUACGCCAGUGAGAUUGUGCCUCUUGCUCUUCGAGGUGCUUGCACAGCGACUCUGCAAAUGAGUUGGUCAAUUGGUGGAAUUAUUGUUGCUGCUGCCACCUAUGGUUAUAACCAGCGGAACGAUGAGUGGGCUUGGCGAGUGCCUCUUGCUUUGCAAUGGAUCUUCCCAACCCCACUUAUGAUCCUAGUCUUCCUCGCUCCAGAAUCUCCCUGGUGGCUGAUUCGUCAUGGACGCAAGGAUGAGGCCCUUCGUUCUAUCAAACGUCUCGGUACUGGUGACCCAGAGAAGGCCCAACAGACGUUUGCCAUGGUUCAGCGAACCGUUGAAAUUGAAGCUCAGAUGGGCGGCAAUGCGAAAUUCUUCGACAUGUUCAAGGGUACUGAUUUACGGCGAACAAUUAUUAUCUGCUUAAUGUACGCGUCGCAGAAUUUGGCUGGAAACCUCAUUGCCAACCAGGCAACAUUUUUCUUCGAGCAGGCUGGAAUUUCGUCCAAUCGCUCUUUCGAGCUCAGCCUGAUUAACUCCUGUUUGGGAUUCGUUGCCAACGUCUGUUCGUGGCCUAUUACGGCCUGGUUUGGCCGUCGAACUAUCUACCUUUGGGGCACAGCUGCCAACAUCCUUCUGCUGAUUAUUCUCGGCAUCUGUGCUUCAAUUCCGCAGAAUUCUUCGACUAACUACGCUCAAGCCUGCCUGGGUAUCAUCAUAUCUUUUGUGUUUGCCGGUACCCUCGGUCCUAUCUCGUACACCGUGAUUUCCGAGACCUCAUCGGUCCGUCUUCGAGCUUUGAGUACCGGUCUUGGACGUGCCGCUUACUAUGUCGUGGAAAUCCCUAUGAUUUACCUGGCCUCGCAGAUGCUUAACACUACUGGUUGGGAUCUUGCUGGCAAGUGCGGUUACGUCUGGGCCGGUACUGCUUGCGUCUGUUGGGUCGGGGCCUACCUCGGUCUCCCUGAGCUGAAGCAUCGCACUUAUCGUGAAAGUGACAUUUUGUUCAACCGCAAUAUUUCUGCCAGGAAGUUCAAGUCGACGGUCAUCAGUGUUACGGAGAAUGAGUAGAGAGGAAGAAUUAUAUGGUGGAACGCUACAAUAUUGUAGUAGGAAAGCGGGGAAGAGGAGGAGCCUGUAGACUAUUCUAAUUAUUGCAGAGACAUACUAUGACG